AGCAAAUGAGAAUUGCGGUUAUCAUCUGCACAUCUCUAUGCUUUUGCGAAACAGAAGCGAGAGUAGUCAAUAACACAGAAUUCGUAGAAUUACUAGUGCCGGUAUACUGUAAUGCAACGUUACUUCCAAGUGUGGAUGUGGAUGUGCAAAGAGUUCAGGCUGGCUGCGACAUAACAUUGCGUUUUCCCGGAAGAUCUAAGAGCAAAAUGUGGCUGCGUGCAGUGGUUGAAGGACAAGGAAGCGAACAAACAGUAUCCCAGGAGGCUUUUCAAGACUGUGGAUAUGAAGUAAAGAAGUUGCGCCAAAUUUACCAUAAGAUGUGCUACGGAUUUGCUUCGAUAUACUUCACGAGGAAGUUGCGAAGGUUUGCUACGAUAAAAAGCCCAGGAGUUCUUGAGUUACGUAAUCUUACGAUGGAGGAUUCUGGAAUAUACCAAGCACGAAGCGGGCGUUCAUACAACGAAUUCACUCUACAAAUUGAGAAGCCACACUUCAAACUGAAGGUUAUGAAUGUGAAUGUCACAGGGAAUUGA
Messenger RNA from Cylicocyclus nassatus, 533 nucleotides. Lineage: Eukaryota; Metazoa; Nematoda; Chromadorea; Rhabditida; Strongylidae. The record is from the annotation of a GenBank genome assembly.